UCAAGCUUCUUCAAUUAUUGGAGACGCGUUCCUUGGGUGCCUUUCCUGCGCUCCUUUCAAUCAAGUAAACGAUUCCCAUCCAUCACAUCUCUUCAUAUCAAGUCUUCCCUCCUCACCAAGUCCACGAAUCAGUAAUAUCCUCUGUUCUCCUCUUCGACCGCUCGAAUUCCGAACCUCUCGAUCCCUAAGUCGACCAGGCAUCCCGCCAGCUGCAACCAUGAUCGGCCCGGGAAAGGGCAUGCUAGGUGAGGAUGGCAUCCACGUCGACAUGAAUCACCUUAAGUCGGGAGAAGUCAACUUGGGCACAUCGAUUAUGGCAAUCAACUUCAAAGACGGUGUGAUUCUAGGAGCAGACAGCCGGACAACCACAGGCGCAUACAUCGCAAACCGAGUAACGGACAAACUCACACAAGUCCAUGACACCAUCUGGUGCUGUCGGUCAGGAUCAGCUGCCGACACUCAGGCCGUCGCAGAUAUUGUGUCAUACCAUCUGGGUAUGUAUGGUAUCAUGAACAACGAGCCACCUACCACCCAGACUGCUGCUGCGCUGUUUCAAGAGCUCUGCUAUGAGAACAAGGAUCAAUUAAGUGCUGGCAUGAUUAUUGCAGGCUAUGACAAACGCAAUGGUGGCCAAGUUUACUCGAUACCGCUCGGAGGCUCGCUGCACAAGGGCCCUUACGCUAUUGGAGGAUCAGGAUCAACCUACAUCUACGGAUUCUGUGACGCACACUGGAAGGAAGACAUGACUGAAGAAGAAGGAGUACAAUUCGUCAAGGAGGCUUUGAGAGAGGCUAUCAAAUGGGAUGGCAGCUCUGGAGGUGUGAUUCGAAUGGUGGUCUUGACGGCAAAGGGAGCCCAGCGGCACCUAUACCUUCCAGACCAGGACUACAGAGGGCCUGGGACGAAAUAAACGGACAAGCAACAGGCGUUGAGGAUCAGGAUGGUUUCUCAGGCGAGACUCUGGCCUUCAGGCCGGUUGAGAUACAAUUAGCAUCGCAGCCCCAAAAUUCAUUAGAGCUGAACAAAGGGAUCCAGGGCCUCUUUUUCAGGAC
Molecule: messenger RNA, 1052 nt
Organism: Exophiala xenobiotica
Lineage: Eukaryota; Fungi; Ascomycota; Eurotiomycetes; Chaetothyriales; Herpotrichiellaceae
Product: proteasome subunit beta type-1
Exons: 2
Coding region: 218-910 (230 amino acids)
Cellular component (GO): proteasome core complex
Molecular function (GO): threonine-type endopeptidase activity
Source: RefSeq, a predicted model, not a curated record